AUGGGUGGGCUACAGUGCUGGGCUCAGCUGGGCUUGGCGGUGAGGUGGGCUGGGCUCGGCUGGGCUUGGCGGUGAGGUGGGCUGGGCUCGGCUUGGCGGUGAGGUGUGGUGGGCUUGGGUGUUGGAAAGUCUGCUUUUGGUGCUCAUGCUGCAAUAUUUAGAACUUAAUACAAAACUCUAACAAUAAGCUAAUAUUUAAAGAAGAAUGUAGAUUAGUUAUAAAGAAUACAAAAUGUUUAAAAAAACUUACAUACGAAGACGAUUUCUUCGUUUCUCAGUUUGGGGAGUCGUUUUUUGGGUACUCUUAAUAACCAUAUAUUAUCACAGUUUAUAGAUUCCACAAAUAGAUAUACAUAUCUCCUUGUGGAAGUAAGCGUGAUCGCGUAUCGCAUCUCUAUUUUCCUGAUUGUCCACCUCGGGCGGACCUGGAUUCUUCGUGCGCGGUAAAUUUUUUUUGGUUCCUCUGUCGCCAGUUCGACCGAAUAAACAUCGGACUAGCCAUUCUGAAAAAAACCUUGUAAGAACCAAAACUUUUUUAACAAAAAAAUUAAAACAAUAUAAUAAAACUGUGGCAUUACCUGUGCCUGCCAUAUAGACGCAGUCUCAAAUGACUGUUGUGGCAAUAUUGGUGUGCUAAAGCCGACAGGUCGCCAGUAGAUUUGAAAUUUUCUGUUUACGCAAUAAGACGGUGAUGGGUAUACGGCAAUAAAGUAUCGUUUGUCAUAAUUAGAAACUUAUUGUAUGUUCGAGAACCGUAUUAUGUAAAAUUGCUUUUUGGAAUUUAUAUUGUAUUGCUUUUUAGAUCAAACAUAUCAUGCGAUACUCAUCGUCCGACGCUGAUCCAUUUGCUGAUGUGCCUUUGAAAAGCCUGCCAAGACGACUCACUGGCUUUAGAACGCAUCUCUUGCUCGAACAACAAGAACACCAGCACAACUCCUCACAAGCUGCUAAAGAUACUGUAGAUACCAAGAAGAAGGCUGACGAAAAUGCCAAGAAGAAGGCCCAGGCUGACAAGAAGAAGGGUGCGAAAGAUACCAAGAGAACCGGCAAGGAUCGAGAUGAUGACUUUGUUUUUGUUAAUCUCCGAAUUGACAGCGAUUGCGUAAUUGUUUGA
Messenger RNA from Bursaphelenchus okinawaensis, 1114 nucleotides. The record is from the annotation of a GenBank genome assembly. NCBI's taxonomy places the organism in Eukaryota, Metazoa, Nematoda, Chromadorea, Rhabditida, Aphelenchoididae.